Messenger RNA from Strongylus vulgaris, 129 nucleotides. Lineage: Eukaryota; Metazoa; Nematoda; Chromadorea; Rhabditida; Strongylidae. The record is from the annotation of a GenBank genome assembly.
GCUUUCUUGACUAUGGCUUCGGAGAUCAAGUCUCGCAUGGGACCGGUGCAAGGUGCGGGUGGAGCACCAGCUGUACGUAUCACGGGCUCUCAACCAGUACAGGACAAGAAGAGCGGCGGAUGUUGCUAA